This is a messenger RNA of Prorocentrum cordatum, 2264 nucleotides long. NCBI's taxonomy places the organism in Eukaryota, Dinophyceae, Prorocentrales, Prorocentraceae. The record is from the annotation of a GenBank genome assembly.
AGCCAUUUUGGCUCAAGCCUGCUCGGGCGCGCGCGCGCAGCGUGUGCUUGGGAGCGAUGGCGACGGGAGGGGACCCUCCGCGGUUCCCCCGCUCGCGCGGCGAGCGCAGCGAGGCUGCGCGGCGAGCCCGUGCCGCGGCCGAUGCGGCCGUGCGGCACGCCCGCGCGCGCGCCGGCGAGCUGGAGAAGGAGGUCGCGCGCCUCAGGGAGGUCAUCGCGGGCCUCACGGGUGGCGUGCCUGCUGCCGAGCCUGGCUCGUGGCAGGACAGGGAGGCUGCCGCUCGGCCCGCCCUGAUCCUGGCCUCUGGCGGCCGGCCCGUGCCAGGGGCCGUGAGAUUCCGCCGGAACACGGCCUUGCACGCGGCUCGUGCGCCUGCAGCGGGGUUUGCGGCGGCACCGCGGGCUGGCUUGGCCUGGGCGGCGGCGGGUCCGCGCCUUGGAGGCGUGCUCGGCCGGGGGGCGGCGGCCGCCGUCGUGUGCGAGGUCGAGAUCUGCGAGUGCGAGGUGCCCGCGCGGCCCUCCCCUCCGGCCCCGCCGCGACGUGAGCUGCCAGAGGCGGCCGACGCGAGGCGCACGCCGCUUAGCUCCGCGCUCUCGGAGCAGCUCGGCUUGCUGCAGGGCGACCUGGCGAAGCUGUCCGAGCGGAAGGGCGCGCUCGAGGAGGGCGCUGAGCUCACGGUCGAGCUGGAAGCGCUCCCGCAGCGGCUGUGCGCGCUGGAGGACACCGCCGAGCCCAAGGCCGUACUGGAGGCGCUCUCGGAGCAGCUUGGCUCGCUGGCGGGCGACGCGGCGACGGGGUCCGAGCGGCAGGGCGCGUUCGAGGAGUGCGCGGAGCCUAGGGGCGAGAUGCAGGAGCUCUCGCAGCGGCGUUGCGCGCUGGGGGAUUCUACCGAGGCCGAGGCCGUGAUGAAGGCGCUUUCGGAGCAGCUUGUCUCGCCGAAGGGAGACGUGGCGGCGUUGUCCGAGCGGCAGGGCGCGCUCGCGGAGGGGCGCCGAGCCCACGGUCGAGCUGCAGGACGACCUGGCGGCGCUGUCCGUUCGGCAGGGCGCGCUCGAGGAGGGCGCCGAGGCCAGGGGCGAGCUGGAAGUGCUCUCGCAGCGGCCGUGCGCGCAGGAGGCGACCUCCGAGCAGCUGGUCUUGCAGAAGGGCGACCUGGCGGCGCGGUCCGAGCGGCUGGGCGCGCUGGAGGAGGGCACCGAGCCCAAGGGCGAGCGGGAGGUGCUCUCGAAGCCGAUGAACGCGCGGGAGGCUCGGGGCGAGCAGAAGGAGGCGCAGAAGGCCUCCCGCCUAGCGUUCAGCGAGAGCUUGUUUUACUUCCUGGACGAUUUCUCGGUGGCGGCGGUGCUGUGCGUGGCCAUUGGGCCCAAGACGGGAGUUGAGGCACUCCUGAGCUCGGCCGAGGCCCGCUUUCUCGGCGUCAGCCCCAGCACUGCAGGCUGGCCAGAUGCCGAGGAGCGUGAGCGUAUCCUCGAAGGCCGCCUGCAGGUCGUCCAGAUGCCGAGGGGCGUAAGGGGCCCCCUCGAUUAUUGAGGCAAGCAGUUGCUUUCCGUUUCUGCUGCUUGCCUUGCGUGCGGACGCUAAUUCCGUUUGCUCCGUGCAUUCGCAUUUCUUGUAUUUGAAUGUGUACGUGAGCUCUUCUGUGCAGCUUCGCUGCUUCUGAUGCCUCUCGGCACUGCCCGCCCUCGUGGCCCUGGGGCCUAGGCGCCCCCGUUGGCCCUGGCGGGCGUCUGGCGCUCCGCGCCCCCCUGCGGAGGCCCCUUUCGGGCCCCCGGGGCUGGCCCUUGAGGCCCUGGGGCCAAUGGGCUCCGUGGGCCUCGGGCUUCUUUAGCCUUCAUAGGCCCCGCACGACACGACCGAGGAGGGCUUGUUGGGCGUGCUUGCGCGCCUCGGCCCCUGCUGCCUUCUUGAUUUCUUUGAAAUCGUGCGCCUCGCGCGUCUGGCGCUUCGCGCCCUCCCCUGCGGUGGCUCCUUAGGGGCCCCCAGGUUUGGCCCUUGAGGCCCUGGGGCCAACGGACGCCACAGGAGCACGGCAGACGCCACAGGAGCACGGCGGAACCCACAGGAGCACGGCAGACCGCGCGCGGGUACAACAUAAACGCGCCUUUUUGUUGUACCCCGAACGCCGCUGGCGUUUCCCCAACAGGAGCACGGCAGAUCUCACAGGCGCGCGGCAGACCCCAAAUGAGCACGGCCGACCACAGGAGAGCACGGCAGACCCCAAAGGAGCACGGCAGACCACAGGAGCACGGAAGACCGCACAGGAG